AUGACUCGCCGAAAGCCCCCGAAGGCUUUAACCGGCAAGAAGUUUCUGCUAUCGGAGAAUGCACAAAGUGUUAAAGGACUCGCGGAUAAAAUUAGAGAGUACGAAGGCCAAAUCUAUAAGACUGUACAAGAAAAAGCCUACGUUGUUUGCCUACCAGACGAACGUGUAGAAUUGUGGGAGGCUCCAGACAAAAAGAAGCAUAGCCCAGUAUGGAGAGCUUAUCAAGCCGGCAAAACAUUUGUAGAUACUACCUCCUUCGAUUCUUUAACUCACGACAUCGAAUCGUGGAAACCUACUGAAUUCAUCCCGCCGGUACCUACACAAAAGACUCAACGGAAGAGUUCAGUUUGUUUGGAAAGGAAAUCAUCCUUGGUCCUCGACACUAUAUCCGUCUCAAACAAAGAUGCGCCGAAAGAUGAAGCAAGUGGUCCUGAACGGUUUACUGCGCCGAACAUCUCAAAGUUGACUCUGCCAACUAAAAUGGCCCUGGAAGAGCAGGCGUCUUCAGUUUCCAAUUCAACUACAGAGGGCUUGGAAAAUAUCCAACAAAAGCUGCAGUAUUUAAGGACAAGCCUUGACAGCCAGAUGGACAAACUGACCAGGCUGUCAGCAGAGAACAGGUCAUGGGUGCAGGCCCUCAACGAUAUUGAACAGCUCAACUGUGGCAAGGUCAUCAUAAGGAUCGAGGUACUGUCUGAAUCCGAUAAUGAGGACUCAUAA
Molecule: messenger RNA, 720 nt
Organism: Fusarium redolens
Lineage: Eukaryota; Fungi; Ascomycota; Sordariomycetes; Hypocreales; Nectriaceae
Exons: 2
Coding region: 1-720 (239 amino acids)
Source: RefSeq, a predicted model, not a curated record